CGUGCCACCCGUGCCCCGUGCAGUGUUUUUGAACAGUGUAUCGCAAGUAACAGCAAGUGUAUUGAGAAACGAAAGCCGUCAUCCAACAUGGUCAUGUUGCAGUCGCCGGCGCAAAAGGCCAGCAGCGACAAUCAGCCCACGGCCGUCGGUGGCCUGAUGAGUCCCAACUCCAAUCCGGACUCGCCCAAGUCGAAUACCUCGCCGGAGCUGGGGAACGUGGAUGCAGGUGCAGGCGGAGGCGGAGGAACAGCCACUUCUACGCCUCCAAAGAUACCCAAGUUUAUCAUCAGCAGCGCCAGUGGACAGCAGGCGGCGGCCAAGCAGCAGGAGCAGGAGCUGCGCUUCUCCAUCGAGCGGCUCAAGCAGAUGAGCAGCGAGUCCGGCAGCCUGAUCAGCCGCCUCAGCCCCUCGCAGGAGGACUGUCCGUCCGACAAGGACAAGACCAACCACAACAACAACAACAGCAGCCUGACAAACCACAACAACAACAGCAUCAAUGGGAACCAAUCGCGUCGAUCGCAGUCCCCGCCAGCAUCGGGAGCACCCAACGUUGUGAUCAACACCAACUUCUCCUCGCCCGCUCAGCAGCGAAAGCUGCUUGAACUGAGUGCCGUGCGGCAGUUGGCGCGCCCUGAGCCACUGCAGCAUCCACACGCGGCCCUGCUGCAACAGCAUCCGCAUCUGCUGCAGAAUCCACAGUUCCUGGCCGCGGCCGCGGCCCAGCAGCAUAUGCACCACCAUCAUCACCAUCACCUCCACCAGCAGCACCAGCCUCAUCCGCACUCGCAUCCGCAUCAGCAUCCACAUCCUGCUGCAGCUGGAGUGUUCCAUCUGCGGGCACCCAGUGCCACUAGCAGCACCACUGCCCCGCCCUCGCCAGCCACAUCGCCUCUGUCGCCGCCCACAUCUCCAGCCACACAUUCCGAGCAGCCGACGAGCUCUCCCAUCGCAGCACCAGCCAAUCCUCCCGCACAUUCCGCCCAGCCACAACCACAACCAGCCCAGAUCCUCUUAAGCAGCGGCCCGCAGCCGGUGAGUCCCUUGUCCGCCAGCGACAUGGACUUGGAGCGCAUUAAGCUGGUGGCUGCUGUGGCCGCUCGCUCCAGCCAGGCCCCAGCCCCGAGCACAUCUGCGGCAGCCUCCAGCUCCACUUCCAACUCCGUCUCGCCGGCUGGCCGGGAUCUGAGCGACUACGGCUUCCGAAUACAGCUGGGCGGACUGGCGGCCGCGGCGGCGGCUGCGGCGGCCACCUCACGACAGAUAGCGGCCGCUAAUUAUGCGCGCAGCGACACCAGCGAAGAGCUCAAUGUGGAUGGAAACGACGAGGACAGCAACGAUGGAUCCCACAGCACGCCGUCGGUCUGCCCCGUUGAUCUGACGCGUUCCGUGACCACAAGUGCCACACCAAAUGCCAACUCUGCUUCGACCAGUGCCUCGAGUGAUCGUGAGGCGGCCACUAAGCGGCUGGCUUUCUCUGUGGAGAACAUACUGGAUCCCAACAAGUUCACUGGCAACAAAAUGCCCGCCUCUGGCCAUCCCUUCGGGCAUCCACGGCAAUGGAGCUACGAUCGCGAUGAGGAGAUGCACGAGCGUUUAGACGAUGAUCAAAGCGAGGAUAUGUCUGCUCAGGAUCUUAAUGACAUGGAUCAGGAUGAUAUGUGCGAUGAUGGGAGCGACAUUGAUGAUCCCAGCAGCGAGACGGACUCGAAAAAGGGCGGCAGCCGCAACGGCGAUGGCAAGUCUGGCGGCGGCGGUGGCAGCGGAGGCGGUGGCGGCUCCAAGCCCCGCCGAGCCCGCACCGCCUUCACCUAUGAGCAGCUCGUGUCGCUGGAGAACAAGUUCAAAACCACUCGGUACUUGAGCGUCUGCGAGAGGCUGAACCUUGCCCUCAGCUUGAGCCUGACCGAGACACAGGUGAAAAUCUGGUUCCAGAACCGCCGCACCAAGUGGAAGAAGCAGAAUCCGGGAAUGGAUGUCAACAGUCCGACCAUUCCGCCACCAUCGGGCGGCUCCUAUGGACCAGGUGCCUAUGCCAGCAGCCUGCUCUACCCGCAUGCCGUGCCAUACCCACCCUACGGCCCCUACUUCCACCCCCUGGGCGCCCACCAUCUGAGCCAUUCGCACUCAUAAAAUUGCAAGAUGCAACAGCGAAUGUUGCAGCUAUUCGAAAAGCGAGGGAAGCCUCCCGAGGGAACCCGCACCGCCCCCAGCGGGGGGGCAAACAGAUGAAUUGUAAAUGUCGAACUGCUUUAAGUGUGUGCUUAGUACUAUCCCUGGUUUGUGUUAUUUCCAUGCAUUAAGUUG
Drosophila persimilis is the source of this 2304-nucleotide messenger RNA. RefSeq names its product homeobox protein slou (gene slou). Gene Ontology annotation, cellular component: nucleus. The transcript is spliced from 4 exons. Gene Ontology annotation, molecular function: DNA-binding transcription factor activity, RNA polymerase II-specific; RNA polymerase II cis-regulatory region sequence-specific DNA binding. The coding region runs from base 88 to 2130 and encodes 680 amino acids. Gene Ontology annotation, biological process: cell differentiation; regulation of transcription by RNA polymerase II. Lineage: Eukaryota; Metazoa; Arthropoda; Insecta; Diptera; Drosophilidae. The record is from RefSeq and is a predicted model, not a curated record.